AUGGGCAACUCUACACUCCUGGUGUGUAGCCUGGUAGACCACUGGAUGGACCUGGCCACUACUCUCAACUACAUAGACUUCGUGGUCACUCUGCUCAUCCCCUUCUGUCUGGUGCUCAACACCCUGAUCAGCAAGACAGUCAACUCUACACUCCUAGUGUGUAGUCUGGUAGACCACUGGAUGGACCUGGCCACUACACUCAACUACAUAGACUUCGUGGUCACUCUGCUCAUCCCCUUCUGUCUGAUCGUCGUGCUCAACACCCUGAUCAGCAAGACAGUCAACUCUACACUCCUAGUGUGUAGUCUGGUAGACCACUGGAUGGACCUGGCCACUACACUCAACUACAUAGACUUCGUGGUCACUCUGCUCAUCCCCUUCUGUCUGAUCGUCGUGCUCAACACCCUGAUCAGCAAGACAGUCAACUCUACACUCCUAGUGUGUAGUCUGGUAGACCACUGGAUGGACCUGGCCACUACACUCAACUACAUAGACUUCGUGGUCACUCUGCUCAUCCCCUUCUGUCUGGUGCUCAACACCCUGAUCAGCAAGACAGUCAACUCUACACUCCUAGUGUGUAGUCUGGUAGACCACUGGAUGGACCUGGCCACUACACUCAACUACAUAGACUUCGUGGUCACUCUGCUCAUCCCCUUCUGUCUGGUGCUCAACACCCUGAUCAGCAAGACAGUUUGA
Molecule: messenger RNA, 696 nt
Organism: Macrosteles quadrilineatus (aster leafhopper)
Lineage: Eukaryota; Metazoa; Arthropoda; Insecta; Hemiptera; Cicadellidae
Exons: 6
Coding region: 1-696 (231 amino acids)
Source: RefSeq, a predicted model, not a curated record